UUACAGGGUUGUACAGCUCAGCCGCCACAAGUAUCAUUGUAUCAAUCGCAACAAAGUGCAUAUUCGACUUACCCAUCACAAACUACUAUUGGAGUGUCAUCUGUUAACAGCCGUUUACUUUCGAAUAAUUGCUGUGAUGCCGCAUCUACAAAUUUCUUCCCCCAACAACCACAACAAAGCUAUCCAUUACAACGAUCAUUUUAUCAAAAUUUAACACCGGAACCACCGGCAACAACAGCUAAUAACGUUAUGCCUCAGAGUAUGAACUGUGAAGCCGUUGGUUCGAUAACAUCAGCAGCGAUAUCUAAUGACAGCCUGACAGCAUCAGUUUUAACUGAUUUGGGUUCUCAGUUAUUAUCAGUUCGGCGACCUUCUAGUUGUAGCAGCCGGAGUCGCCCAUCAUCAUCGUGCUCCUCUGUUACGAACCUACAGAUACCGAUCACAAGCACUACAAUCACUGUUACUAGUGCUGCUGGACCUAUUACCACAAAUAUGAAUGGUUUGGUUAAUGCAUCGCUUACAAACAAUGCUGUUACAUCUGUUUGUGCCACCAGAAAUGCUGAUAUCCUGAUAAUCCGUGAUCCGUUCGAAGAGGAGGAAUUGACCGGUACACGUUGUAAUAUCACAAAUACUCAGAUGAUGUUCAAUCAGCGACCACCGCAGUAUAUCAAUACUGGAAAUCCGUUAGAUUCUGGAGGACAGCUGGAGUUACCCCGGCAUCUUCGUGUUCCGUACCCUGAAUCGGCAUAUCGAGCAUGUAUUGCAGCGAAUAAGAAUUUGGACAGUUACCGUAACGGAGCACCCUUACCUUCGUUUAUGCCACCUUAUCCAGCGCUUCCUGCUCCAAGACCUGGUUCUGUCUUUGCGCCAAAUGUUAUUGCAAUGGAGAAUUCGAUAAUGUAUGGGAAUCCACAACAGCAGCGACAGCAACAACAGCAACUCCCUGGAAGUGGUGCAAAUUUUGGGGUGUUACGGAAUAAUAGAGCUCAAGGAAAUGCUUCACCAGGUUGUCCACCGCUGUCGAUGGGUAAUGCACCUGCACCAAUUCCAGCCCAAGGCUUUGGGAAUCCAUAUUGUGUCCAAGGACCGGCUCCAACGCAGCAGAUGUUGGGACCACCUGGUUGUAUGCAGCGCACUGAAUACCUACCAACUGUGUCAGGUUCAUAUUGCGUUCCAGGAGGUGCUGCUGGACAACCUUAUUUUGGCGGGCAGCCGGUAGUAAGACCCGAACCUGGAACUUCUAGUAUGGUAUCUUUGAACACUGGUUCACAUAUAAAUCCCAUGGGAAUGGUGAGCGUAAAUGGUGAAAGAAUGGGACCUGUUAUGGGAGUUAUUGCUGUGGCCCAGCAACAAAAUGCUGGUUCGGCGACAGGAAAGAAGGGAAAUAAUAAAAGAUCCAAAGCUAACAAAGCAGCUGCAGCAGUAUCGAAUCUUACGAUCACAGAUGAACAGCAGCUCUUGUCCGCAAGGCGGAAACAACAGCCCUUGUUACCAUCUGGACAACAACAACCACUGGUACCUGGAAUGAUGCUACCCAUGUCAGUUUCAUCGCAGGACUUCUAUUUGCCGCAAGGUAUUUGUGGUAAUCGUAGUAGCUUGCCACCUCACAUUGCACCACCGCAGCAGCAGACGAUGGUACCACUUACACCUACUAACGGAACUACUGGAGGAGGCGGACUAGGGCAAUUUGAUCAUUUUGAUGUUCGACCUUCAACAAGCAUGAGUUGUACACCGAUGUCGUACUGUCCUCCGAUAGCAUCAGCACCAAGUGCAGCAGAUACUCCGCCUCAACAGCAAUCAACUUCUCAAAUGAUCGCCCAUUCGAUGAUGAUGACGAGAGGUUACGGUGGUUUUGAACAAAACGGUUUUGUUGAUGGCUUUCAGACUCAACGGAAUAAUGGCAGCAGUAGUGAUACCAUUAGCAAUAAUAUGACAACUAAUACUACUCUCACUACAAGUGCUAGCGGUGAUUCGUUUACUGUACUAAAUGGUUCUGCGAGUAGCCAGAACACUAGUACCGGUAACAAACAAUGUUGUGUAAGCUGUACGGAAGAAAUACGAAGUGAUCAACCCAGUAUCCAAUGCACAGCAAAUGGCGAAGGUUGUCGGCGUUUCUUUCAUCAGGAAUGUAGCGGAUUGUUAUCGGAUGCAUUCCGUGCUAUCAUUGCAGAACCAUGUGCGGAAUGGAUUUGUCCGGAUUGUUUAUGCCGUCAACAGACACAACUUACAUUUGCUUAGUUACAUUCAGUUAUUUUCAUGUUUUUAUUUGUUCAUUUUACUUUUACAAGUAAUAUUAUAUUUUUUACACUCCUCAAAAAUAUGUCUCCAUAUUUAUAUAUCAUUAUCUGCGUGUCUGAUGUCUGAACAAGUUAAAUACAGUUGAAUGUAUAUUUAUAAGUUAUUCGGAUGUAUCGUUGCAUAUGUCCAGUAAUUUAAAUAUAAUUAUUUGUUUGUUUGUCAAAUAUUUAGAUGUAUUGUUGGUCUGCAACAUAUUUAAAUGUGUCUUUAGGUCUUCGAAUAUGUUCGCAUGUGUUUGAAUAUGGG
This is a messenger RNA of Loa loa (African eye worm), 2544 nucleotides long. RefSeq lists its product as hypothetical. The transcript is spliced from 13 exons. The annotation marks the transcript as partial. NCBI's taxonomy places the organism in Eukaryota, Metazoa, Nematoda, Chromadorea, Rhabditida, Onchocercidae. The record is from RefSeq and is a predicted model, not a curated record.